AUGUCGACGGCGGGAGAGGAGGAGGAGUCACUGUCUUCGAGGAUCGCUACCACUAUAACCAGGACCAUACCUACCAAUAUUAGCCAAGCCAACGCAUCAAUUCAAACUUCUGCAUCUGCGAUGCCUGAAGCCAAUUAUCGCAGUAAAUGGGUUUUACCCCAGCUCCUCGCCGCGGUGGCUGUCGCCUUGGUCGUUACUGUUGGAGCUGUCGUUGGUUUCAUGAUAUACCGAAGGAGGAGAGAAGCGAAGAAGGCGUUGAACGCUGAGGACGAGGAGUCGGAUGGAAUGUACUAUGGGAGUGAACCUUUAUCGGAUGUGGGCCAUGGUGGUGGAAGCUUGGAGAAGGGGACAGGCUCUGGUCGCGCCCAGAGCUCGACGAAGCCCGGAAAAGCUGCGCCCAAUCCCGUCACUACAGCAGCACCUCCAAGCACCGCCCCACCGAAACUACCAGCUCCUCGACUUCCGACUCCAUUGUCUCUUCCUAGCGACUUCGGAGGCUCAGUGGACUCUCCCGACUCCAUUUAUUCGCAUUAUACGCCAGCGACAGCCGCGGUUUCUGAAAGUCAGUCGAGACAAGAAGUUUGGGCGGCCACGGGUGAAAGUCGGACGAGGAUCGUAGUUACGCCCCCUACACCGCGAUAUGUAAAAGGACAGGCUAGUGCCCGCAGCCAGCGCUCAUCGGGCACAUAGGGCUAUUCCUUCGUGCUAUGGCCCUUGAUGUAUGUAAUAUAUUUUACCGCACUGCUUCUGUUUUUCUCAGUUCUCGUUCGUCGAGCCUUUGGGUACGUUAUCAGACUACGUUUUUGCUC
Messenger RNA from Coprinopsis cinerea okayama7#130, 809 nucleotides. RefSeq lists its product as hypothetical. The coding region runs from base 1 to 690 and encodes 229 amino acids. The transcript has a single exon. Lineage: Eukaryota; Fungi; Basidiomycota; Agaricomycetes; Agaricales; Psathyrellaceae. The record is from RefSeq and is a predicted model, not a curated record.